Messenger RNA from Penicillium waksmanii, 2181 nucleotides. RefSeq lists its product as uncharacterized. Bases 1 to 2181 code for a protein of 726 amino acids. The record is from RefSeq and is a predicted model, not a curated record. Lineage: Eukaryota; Fungi; Ascomycota; Eurotiomycetes; Eurotiales; Aspergillaceae. The transcript has 4 exons.
AUGAAGGGCUUCGUCGGUGGAAUUCCCUUGGCCCUCCUGGCCGCUGCUGCUCAGGCGCAGGCCAUGGAGCGCACUAUGAAUGUCGGCAGCGUCCAGCCUCGCAACCACGAUGGCUUCGGACACCCCGAGGUCGGAGGCACUGCUCUCGGUGGACCCUCAGGAAAUGACGAGGAUGGCACCUUCAACGUCCCUUAUGCUGCCAGCAUCCACACUCACUCUGAUGUGAACGAGUUCAGCAAGGAUGAUCACUCUGUCAAGAUCAAGGACACUGAUGUCUACCCACCUAACGUCCACCCCGGCCCUGCUCUCGGCCCUGGCGCUGGUCCUUUCCCUAUCAAGCGCAGCUGGCCUUCCGGUGGCACUGCUGAGGGUGGUCCUUCUGGCAACGAUGAGGGCCAGACCUUCAACAUGCCCAUCACUGGCAACUUCAACACUGAGGUCAAUGAGUCUUCCGAAGAUGACCACUCUGUCGACAUCAAGAACAAGAACAUUCACCCUGCCCCCGUUGUUGCUCCUGUCUAUACCCACCCCCGUCCUCAUUUCGAGGGUCCUCCUGCUCAUGUUGAGGAGCACCCUGCUGAUGACAACAACAACGACAACUUCAAUGGUGAUCACUUCAACGUCGCCCAGAAUGAUCUUCACUCCGACUGGGUGAAGCGCGGCGGUCCUCCCCACUUCGGUGGUCCCCCUCCUUUCUACCAAGCCAAUGGCAACAACAACGACAACUUCAACGGGGACCACUUCGGUGUUGUUGAGAACGACCACCAUGUUGAUUGGGUGAAGCGCUCCGCUCCUGGCGGAACUGCUCUGGGCGGACCUGGAGGUGGUGGCCACGGCCCUGCUGGUUACCCUGAACACGCUUCUGGAGGCACUGCCCUUGGUGGCCCCUCUGGUGAUGAUGAAGGCAUCAGCUGGGGUCGUCCCAUCACCGCUGAUAUCCACAGCCAUGUGAACGAAUACCACAAGGACGACCACUCCGUCGAUAUCAAGCACAAAGAUAUUCACCCCGAGCCUGUCUACGCCUUCGGAGCUCCAUACAAGCGCCACUGGGGACCUCACAACGGUGGCACCGCCCUGGGUGGCCCUUCCGGAGAUGAUGAGGGUCAGACCUUCAACAUGCCAAUCACCGUGAACACCCACACUGGCAUCAACGAGUACGCAAAGGAUGACCACUCGGUGAAGAUUAAGGACACCCACGUCCACCCAGCUCCUGUCUAUGGUGGCCCUGGUCCGUAUGUCCCCCACGGUGGUUACUUCCGCCGUGCCUACUCUCCUGACCGCGUUUCUGGCGGCGGCGGUGGUGGCACUGCUGAGGGUGGUCCCUCUGGUACCGAUGGUGGUGAGAACUUCGGAUCUCCCAUCGAUGUUGGUGUUGACACUGGUGUCAAUGAGCACAGUGAGGACAACCAUGCCGUCAAGAUCGACAGCACCACUGAGCACCCUCACUACGAGCAGCCCGAGCUUCCCUGGAUGACCUACCCCGAGGCCACCACCUAUGAGGUUCCUUCUUCUCCUCCUGCCCACGAGAUCGAGCAAGCUCCCCCGAUUGAGGAGACCCACGAAGUUCCCCAGGCUCCUCCCCAAGUCGAGCACCAUGAGGAGGUUCCCCAGUGCGCAGCUGAGACCCACGAGGUCGUCCGCACCGUGACCAAGACACAUUUCAAGGAGGUUCACCCCACUGCGACCACCACUGUCUAUGAGAAGGCUCGUACCUCCGUCGUCACCCAGGCCGCCCAGACCUCUGUUGUCACCCUGGCCGCCCAGACCUCUGCUGUCACCCAGGCCGCUCAGACAUCUGCUGUGCCCCAGGCUGCCACCCCCAUGAACGACCCUGAGUCCAAGAUCUACUCCAGUGCUGUCUUGGGCAGCCAGGCCGCUCCCUCCUCGUCCAACAUCCCAUACCAGAGUUACAACUACAACUCCCAGCGCCCCAUGAGCACUGGUGCCUACUCCAUGAUUCCCGUCAACGUGCCCGCGCCUUCCUCCACCGCUAUGUUGAAGUCCAUGGCUACACCCUCCGCCAGCCAAGCCAUGCCCAGCGGUGCCGACGCUAUGAACAGUGCCAGCCCCUCUGCCACGCCCUCCCACGGCAUGAUGUUCCAAGGCGCUGCUACCCGUGCUUCCAGCGGCAUCUUCUCUGCUAUCGCUGCCGUCGCCGGUGUCCUGGCCUUCGUCUUGUAA